UAGAGAUAACACGUGAAAUGGUGAACUUUAUCAGUGAGGGACGUAUGCGCUGAAAUAAGCUUUUAUUUCGUGUAAUAGGACACAGUAAAACACUUACAUUAUUACAUCAAUUAAAUGUGCAUUAUUUUUACUCUGAACAGGUUACAUAAAUUGCAGACUAACAACAUGGGGGCGUGCCGAGUCAUAUCCUUUGUCGGCUUUUACUUUCGGUUGCAUGCCUUCUCUGGAAAGUCCGGGCAUUUCUUAUAAUCGAGAUAACUACAAGUUACAGUGGAUAAGAAUAAACAGCGUAAGAGGACAGAAUUCUGUCAAGUCACUCCUUUUUCCAAUACCGUGCCGUUCCGGGAUGCAGAAAAUGUCGUACUUCUCGCCACUACUCUAUAUAUUGGCGGAUAUGUGUGUGGUUCAAGGUGUUCGCCAUGCCCAGCUGUCCUCGUUCCUUAUCCCGCGUCCUUUCGUGGUCCUGUGGGCUGGGGGGCUGCUCCGAGCUGGUGCCCAACUCUUUCUCACUUACACCUACCCUGGCACCCUGCCCUGGAUGAAGACCCUUGAAGGGGUGCAGACCCAGUGUGUUCUCAGCUUGUUGUCUCCAGCGUACAUCACCUUUCUCUGGGCCGUUGGGCAGUCAACUGUGGAGCUACUGUGGGGAUGGCAUUCUUGGGAAGCGUUACUACAGAAUUAUGUGGUGGUGGCUGUGUCCCUGCUGUACUGGACCCGUUAUAUGCCAAACAUUCUCUCGGAGAAGACACAAAAACCUACCAAAAAGAAUGGGGCCUCUCUGCAAAGGUUGCUGGGAUACAUGAGGCCAUACGCCUGGCGUUUCACUGCAGUCAUCUCCUUAGUUAUUGCUUCCUCGUUGGGUGAGAUGGCCAUUCCACACUAUACGGGCAAGAUGACUGAUUGGAUCAUGAAUGAAGACGAGCCUGAGGCCUUUUCUCAUGCCAUAAAAGUCAUGUCAUUGAUCACCAUCAUGAGUGCGUUGUGUGAGUUUGUGUGCGACCUCAUAUACAAUAUCACCAUGAGCAGUAUCCACACAUUCAUCCAGGGCCUGGUCUUCAAGUCAGUGCUCAAACAGGAAAUCGCUUUCUUUGACAAGUCAACUACAGGUGAUAUCGUGUCGCGAAUCACAACGGACACCAACACCAUGAGCGAGUCCUUGAGUGAGAAGCUGAGUUUGUUGAUGUGGUACUUCUGGAGGGUCAUCUUCCUGUUCUGCUUCAUGAUCAACCUCUCCUGGAAACUGUCGCUCUUCACCUGCAUGGGCCUGCCCAUCAUCUGGGUCAUUCCACAGAUCUCCGGAAAGUUCUAUCAGCAACUGUCAAAGGACGUCCAAGAGUCUCUUGCCAAAGCCAAUGACGUUGCCAUAGAGACGUUCUCCUCCAUGAAGACGGUGCGGAGCUUUGCCAAUGAGGACGGGGAGGCGGAGCGGUACAAUAAGAGGCUGCAGGAGACCUACUCCCUCAACAAGAAGGAAGCAGCAGCCUAUGCAGUCUCCACAUGGACCAACAGUAUGUCCAGUCUGGCUCUGAAGGUCAGCAUCUUAUAUUAUGGUGGACGCCUGGUGACGGGAGAUGAUGUCAGCAGUGGAGACCUGGUGUCCUUUGUCCUGUAUGAGUUGCAGUUCAGCAGUGCGGUGGAGGUGUUGAUGAAUUACUACCCUCAUGUGAAGAAGGCCAUUGGUGGCUCAGAGAAGAUAUUUGAGUAUGUGGAUCGAAGUCCUGAGAUUCCACCUGAUGGGACUUUGGCACCGCAAAAACUAAAUGGAAAUGUGGAGUUCCAGAAUGUUACCUUCUCUUAUCCAAAGAGGCCAGACACAGCUAUACUUAAGGGGCUGUCCCUGCAGCUGAAGCCUGGCCAGAUGACGGCGCUGGUGGGGCCCUCUGGUGGUGGGAAGAGCACCUGUGUGAAUCUGCUGGAGAGGUUCUACCAGCCGGAGCAGGGAUGCAUCCUGCUGGAUGGAGAGCCACUGCUCAGCUACAAGGACCAGUACCUGCACCAAAAGAUAAGUGUGGUGUGUCAGGAGCCCAAGCUGUUUGCUCGCAGUCUGAAGGAAAACAUCAAAUAUGGCAAAGAGGACGCCACCGAUGAGGACAUGAUACAGGCAGCCAAAAGUGCCUAUGCCCAUGACUUCAUCACCAAGCUGCAGGACGGCUACGACACAGAUGCUGGCGCCAAAGGAGACAGGGUCUCUGGUGGUCAGAAACAGCGCAUAGCCAUCGCUAGAGCCCUCAUCGGGAAGCCCAAAAUUCUUGUGCUGGAUGAUGCGACCAGCUCACUGGACACGAAGAGUGAAGAAUGUGUCUUCGAGGCUCUGGCUGAGAUGAGGAAGAAGCAGCAGUGCUCCGUGCUGCUGAUCGCCCAUCGGCUGAGCGCCGUGGAGAAGGCCGACCACAUCGUCUUCCUCCAGGACGGGGAGGUCAAGGAGGAGGGCACCCAUGACCAGCUGGUCCAGAUAGAGGAGGGUCUGUACGCCGAGUUUGUGAAGAAGCAGAACACCGCCAUCCAUCGCAACGCCGGGGAGGGGACGAUUUGUGAGGAGCAAGAGGCCUCAUCGCCUUAAGUCUUAAGGGAAACUGGGAUUUUUUUUACCUGGGCCCUAUUUUCACUAGGGACAAAAACGAUCGAGAUCGGCCCAGUAUUGAGUUAGAAUGCUAUAACCGGCUAUACAAUGUAUGUGCUUACCUCAAUAACUGGAAGGAAACUGUAGAACAGAUGCUUGCCCCAUGGGAUUAGUUUGUAUAGCCGUUUUGUGGUUGCUGGUUAUAGGGUUCUAACUCAAUACUGGGUCUAUUCCGAUCAUUGAUUGUCCUUAUUAAAACUUUAGACCCAAAAAGAUCUAAAAUUAGGUCCCAGGUUGAAAAAUCCCAAAUGUCACUGGUCAAAAUGUCUCUCUUUCACCAUAAGGACAUACUAUGUUGAGAUGAGUUAAAAUGUCUCUCUUUCACCAUAAGGACAGACUAUGUUGAGAUAAGUUAAAAUGUCUCUCUUUCACCAUAAGGACAGACUAUGUUUAGAUGAGUUUCGUUUGAUGAUGCUUUGGAGGCCAAAUACUGUAAUUUGUCACGCCACAAUUGGUAUUUUAAUUCCAUUCUUAUUCUUGACUUUACUUUUUAUUGAAACACCAGUGUACAAGGGCAUAUAGUAUAGGUAUGCUAUAAUAACAUGAAACCUUCUAAUGGCAAGCAUUGCCCGUUUCAUUGUCUGUAGUGCUAUAGAUUAAAGACCAGAAAUGCCAGUUCUCACGUAAUAUUAAACAGUUUAGUCCUCCUGAGCACUCCUAAAGCCUUUGAGCACCCAUAAAGCCGUAUUAUUUGAGGAGUCUAAGGUUAAGAUAUUUAAGGAAUCUAAGAUGUGUAUAUAUUUAAUUGGAUUUUGUAGAUAGUUUCUCCACACCACUUCAGCAAUUGUGACAGCGACCAUUAUUCAGGCCUAACAGACCAUUUUACAACCUUUUCCGUGUCAUUCCCAAUAAAUGUGUUUUCUAAAAAAAAA
Clupea harengus (Atlantic herring) is the source of this 3492-nucleotide messenger RNA. It is a transcript of the gene tap1, whose product is annotated as transporter 1, ATP-binding cassette, sub-family B (MDR/TAP). The record is from RefSeq and is a predicted model, not a curated record. Gene Ontology annotation, molecular function: ABC-type oligopeptide transporter activity; ATP hydrolysis activity; ATP binding. NCBI's taxonomy places the organism in Eukaryota, Metazoa, Chordata, Actinopteri, Clupeiformes, Clupeidae. Gene Ontology annotation, cellular component: membrane. Gene Ontology annotation, biological process: transmembrane transport.